AUGGGCGUCAUCCGCAAAAAAACCGUCGUUCGGGGCGGCGAAGGAGGAGUGAAAUAUCAUUGCGACGUCUGUUCGGCUGAUAUCACAUCUACAGUCAGAAUUCGAUGCGCACACAGCGCGUGCAGUGACUAUGAUCUCUGUGUCCAAUGCUUCGCGAGUGGAGCGUCAAGCGGAGCGCACAAGCCUGAAUCGCAUCCAUACCGGGUUAUCGAGCAGAACUCGUUUCCGAUAUUCGACCGGGACUGGGGUGCGGAUGAGGAGCUAUUGCUCCUUGAGGGCGCCGAAAUUUACGGCCUGGGGUCGUGGGCUGACAUUGCGGACCACAUCGGCGGUUUUCGGCACAAGGAUGAAGUUCGCGACCAUUACCUAAGCGCCUAUGUAGACUCGUCCAGAUUCCCUCUCCCAGAACGAUGCAGUCCGCAAGACAUGGAACUGGCAAACGAGAUAUCACGAGAAGAAUUCCAGGCCAAAAAGAAGCGGCGCAUAGAAGAGCGCAAGGAAGCCCAAAAGAACGCACCAGCACUCCAGCCAAAGACGAAACCUACAGCGAGUGUACCGUCGUGUCACGAGAUUCAAGGCUACAUGCCCGGUCGACUGGAAUUCGAAACCGAAUAUGCGAACGAAGCGGAGGAGGCGGUACAACUGAUGCAAUUCGACCCCGGUGACGGCAUCAAUCCGCGAACCGGCGAGCUCGAACCCGAAAUGGAGCUGAAGCUAACGGUUAUGGAGAUUUACAAUUGCCGAUUGACGCAGCGAGUCGAGCGGAAAAAGGUCAUCUUCGAGCACAACCUCCUUGAUUACAGAGAAAAUACCAAGACAGAAAAGAAGCGGACGCGAGAGGAACGAGAUCUUGUAAACAAAACGAAGCCAUUCGCGCGAAUGAUGAACCACGACGAUUACGAGGCUUUCUCGCAGGGUUUGAUCGAUGAGUUCAACUUGCGACAAGCGAUAGCACAGCUUCAGGAAUGGCGCAGUUACCGCAUUGGCGAUCUUCGCAGCGGCGAAAAAUACGAACAGGAGAAGGCUCAGCGCAUUCAGCGAUCUAUGCCUAUGGGCUCGAUGGACCGUGAGAGGCUGGCGACAUCUCAGCGUAAGGCCGCCGCCGCCGUCCCUGACCCCCCAAGCGGCGCUGCUCUCCUCGUAGCACCCGAAUUACCGAUACGGUCCGCAGCAUCUCCUAAUGGCACUCUUGGCAUCCCGAACGGCGAGGUUAAGAAGGAACCAACGACGAAUGGCAAGGUUAAUGGAACUGCCACAGCGAACGGCGGCAGCAUCAUCGUUACCAACGGUCCAGGCCCUGUAACUCGGCAGAGAGCCAACCCGCAACCCCUUUCCGGAGUUACGCCGCUUCAGCUGACUCAAGAUAAUGCUCCGGAUCUCCACCUCCUGACCCCGGAGGAAAUUAAACUGUGUGAGGUGGUACGGCUGCAGCCAAAGCCCUACCUAAUGAUCAAAGAGCAAAUCCUCAAGGAAGCGCUGAAAGGGAAUGGAACACUAAAGAAGAAACAGGCAAAGGAGAUUUGCAGGCUCGAUUCUCAAAAGGGCGGAAGGAUAUUCGAGUUUUUCAUAAACUCGGGAUGGGUUGGCAAGGCGUAA
Scedosporium apiospermum is the source of this 1596-nucleotide messenger RNA. RefSeq lists its product as uncharacterized. Gene Ontology annotation, cellular component: nucleus; SAGA-type complex. The record is from RefSeq and is a predicted model, not a curated record. The coding region runs from base 1 to 1596 and encodes 531 amino acids. Lineage: Eukaryota; Fungi; Ascomycota; Sordariomycetes; Microascales; Microascaceae. Gene Ontology annotation, biological process: chromatin remodeling; regulation of transcription by RNA polymerase II. Gene Ontology annotation, molecular function: transcription coactivator activity; protein binding; chromatin binding. The transcript has 2 exons.